AUGUCACGCGUAUCCGACCUCGAGGGGGACGUCAAGUCAAAACUUGACGUCAAUCACGUUGAGCACACGGAUGCAGACUACAGCCGCAAUAUCGACGCAAAAAUCCGCAAUCCACUCAUCGGAGUCUCCAAGACAGAUCUUCGCGUUCAGGUGUCUGGAUUCUGCCGCGAGUAUGGCUUCCGCGAAAAAGAGGAAGUCUUUUAUCGCGGCGCUCUCGCAGCUCAAAACCCAGAGACGUACGAUUCGUUCGAAGAACUGACUGAGGACGACAAAAAUGUGCUCCGCCGGGAGGCCACCCACAAAUGGCAUCUUCCCCGGGACCUCUACUGGAGCAUCGCCCUCUGCUCACUCGGCUCUGCUAUCCAGGGAUGGGAUAACACGGGUGCCAACGGCGCCAACCUCUCUUUCCCUCAAGAGUUCGGUAUCGUGGACAGGCAGGCACUAGUUGGUGUCAUCAACGCCGGCCCGACCUUGUUCGGUCUCCUGAGCGCAUGGGCUGCCGACCCUAUUAACAACUACCUAGGUCGCCGCGGAACGAUCUUUUUGACUGGUCUGUUUUGUGUGUUUCCCGUUCUUGCCCAGGCUUUUACGCAGAAUUGGUGGGGCCUCUUGAUUUGCCGUCUGUUUAUGGGCCUAGGAAUGGGAGUCAAGAUUUCAACAAUUCCGGUAUACUCGGCCGAGGUUGCGCCUGCUGCUAUUCGCGGCGGAAUCGUCACUAGCUUCCAGCUGUGGGUCGCGUUCGGUAUCUUCGUCGGCUUCUGCUCCAACUUGAUAUGGUUUCGUAUCGGCGAUUUAGCAUGGAGAUUCCAGUUGGGUGCCGCAUUUGCUCCUGCUAUUCCAGUUCUUAUCUUUGUUUGGUUCUGCCCUGAAUCUCCUCGUUGGUUGAUGAAAAAAGGUCGCUACCAAGAGUCCUUCAAAUCCUUCUGUCGCCUUCGGAAUACCGAAAUGAUGGCUGCCAGAGAUUUGUACUACGCCCAUAGGCAAGUCAUUGAAGAAAAAGACGCGUUCGGUGGCCAGACGCUUUUACGGCGAGUGACCGAUCUGCUUGUCAUUCCCCGCCUCCGCCGUGCAACCAUCGCCUCAUCUUGGAUAGUAAUUUCGCAACAAUUCAGCGGGAUUAACAUCAUGGCCUUUUACUCUUCGACAAUCUUUGAGCAAGCUGGCUAUUCCGCCCAACAAUGUCUCCUCGCCUCUAUGGGAUUCGGCCUCGUCAUGUUUGUCUUCGCCUUCCCGGCGGUGUACAUGAUGGAUACUUUCGGCCGAAGGAAUCUCCUUCUUAUCACCUUUCCUAACAUGGCUUGGUGCCUAUUAGCCUCGGGCCUUUGCUUCCUUAUCAAUCAAGGUUCAAGCUCGAGAGUACCACUCAUUGCAUUCUUCAUCUAUCUAUUCACAGCAAUGUACGGGCCAGGCAUGGGUCCUCUCCCAUCCAUUUACUUUUCAGAGGCUUUCCCUCUGUCUCAUCGUGAGAUAGGCUCAGCAUUCACGAUCUGCGUCAACAAUGCGGUUGGUAGUGCCCUCACUUUAACCUUCCCCGAGCUUUUACACAGGAUUGGGCCGACUGGGGCAUUCUGCUUCUAUGCCGGUCUCAACCUGCUCGCUUUCAUCGUCAUCUUCUUCCUCAUUCCAGAGACAAAGUGGGUCCAUCUUCAUAUCGCUCAGAAAGCCAGAAGCAAUUACUCACUCUUGGUACCAGGCAACGGACACUGGAAGAGCUAG
Colletotrichum tamarilloi is the source of this 1716-nucleotide messenger RNA. RefSeq lists its product as uncharacterized. The record is from RefSeq and is a predicted model, not a curated record. Lineage: Eukaryota; Fungi; Ascomycota; Sordariomycetes; Glomerellales; Glomerellaceae. Bases 1 to 1716 code for a protein of 571 amino acids. Gene Ontology annotation, molecular function: transmembrane transporter activity. Gene Ontology annotation, biological process: transmembrane transport. The transcript has 4 exons. Gene Ontology annotation, cellular component: membrane.